This is a messenger RNA of Lagenorhynchus albirostris (white-beaked dolphin), 546 nucleotides long. Its product is annotated as fibroblast growth factor 11-like. NCBI's taxonomy places the organism in Eukaryota, Metazoa, Chordata, Mammalia, Artiodactyla, Delphinidae. The coding region runs from base 225 to 527 and encodes 100 amino acids. The transcript has a single exon. The record is from RefSeq and is a predicted model, not a curated record.
GGUACAUAGGCUGCUGGGUCUGGCGAAGCUAGCACGAGGCCCAAGGGUGGGAGCUGGUGCCUGGGGUGGGGGUCGUCUAGGGCUUAUCCUCAGGUCCCGUGGGUGAGGCGGCGAGUCGGACCGGAGAGUCAAGAGCAUGUCCUGGUGAGCUAGCGGGCUUCUCCGGGGUGGCCCAGCGCGCUCCGGGAGCCUGCCGGUUUGGGGGUGUCUCCUCCCGGGGUGCCAUGGCGGCACUGGCCAGCAGCCUGAUCCGGCAGAAGCGGGAGGUCCACGGGCCCGGGGGCAGCCGGCCCGUGUCGGUGCAGCGGCGCGUGUGUCCCCGCGGCACCAAGUCCCUUUGCCAGAAGCAGCUCCUCAUCCUGCUGUCCAAGGUGCGACUGUGCGGGGGGGGCGGCCCGCGCGACCGGACCGCUGCCCGGGUGAGUGACUGGGGCGGGGUCUCCGGGCCGGCGGUCUCUCUGCCUGGGAAGGUGAGGCCAGGGACUCGGAAGAGCGGGGCCCGACUGACAGGGACUGCCCGAAAGUGAAAGGGGGUGGGCCUGGACC